Molecule: messenger RNA, 1824 nt
Organism: Cucumis melo (muskmelon)
Lineage: Eukaryota; Viridiplantae; Streptophyta; Magnoliopsida; Cucurbitales; Cucurbitaceae
Product: methyltransferase-like protein 2
Exons: 9
Coding region: 16-1497 (493 amino acids)
Cellular component (GO): RNA N6-methyladenosine methyltransferase complex; nucleus
Molecular function (GO): methyltransferase activity
Source: RefSeq, a predicted model, not a curated record
GAGCAAAAAGUCACGAUGACGUGUCAUCCAUGGGUCGGGUAUUUCCUUGAAGAAUUCCAGGUCAUUCCAGAACGUUCCCUUUCCCGUUCCGUACAUACGAGGAUCCGGUUGGACCGUGCGCGGUCGCCUUUGCUGUUCGACCGGCUACUUCAUCCGGUUCGGUUCCUCGACGGUGGGUACGCCCAUACAGCGGGAAGACUCUCUCGAGGGAUUCUGAAAAUGGAGGAGGAUCGCUGCUUAGCGAGGGAUGAACUUUCUGUAUUCCUGGAGUCUGGAAUUUAUCGGUUCGUGGAUUCGAGAUUCAUUUUCGUAGACCCAGUCCGUGUUUUGAAUCGUUUGUACUCACGGUUUAGGGUUUCUCCGGCUGGUUACUACUCACGAUUCUUCGAAUGUGAAAGGAAGGGCUUAGAGAACAAGGAUUGUUUAUUGUAUGGAAAGAAGAGAAAGAGGAAGGAGAAGAAACUUCGAUGUUUAAAUGAGAAAGAAUGUGCUGCUGAUCGACGCCACCAGGUGGCGAAGCCUCUGUUACUAAAGGCGUACGAGUCGUUAUUGCAAGCUACUGAUCUGUUGAGCGUAACGAGAAGUUUGAACCGUGAGUCUGGUUGUUCAGAGGGAAGGAAAUUGUUUGAUUUGCCCAGUGAUCAUCAAUCAUUGAUUGAACAUGGACGGGUCUGGCAAGCGCCUUUAUAUGAGAUAACUCUGAAACUCCCCGAGCAUGAUCAGUCGAGUGAAGUUGGAGGAUCCUCUUUCAAGGACAGAGUGGUUCCUUUAUUCAAUAAUCUGGUUGUCAAUGAGACAUCCGAUGAAGUGGAAGCUGAAUUUCUCGAUCAUCAAUAUAUAUUGCCUCGUGAAAGUUGCUUCUACAUGUCUGAUUUGAGGCUGGUUCACAACCUUAUUCCUGCUGAAGCUAGCUCUGGCUUUAGUCUCAUUCUGAUCGAUCCGCCGUGGGAAAAUGGAAGCGCUCAACAAAAAUCAAAGUAUCCUACAUUGCCAAAUCGACAUUUCUUAGCUCUGCCUAUUAAGAAACUGUCUCAUGGCAAAGGGGCACUGGUCGCCUUGUGGGUGACAAACAGAGAAAAGUUCCAUCGUUUUAUUGAUUUGGAAUUGUUUCCUGCAUGGGGAGUCAUACAUAUUUCCACUUAUUACUGGUUGAAGGUCAAGGCAGAUGGUUCAUUGAUAAGUGAUCUAGAUCUCUUCCAUCACAGGCCGUAUGAAUGCCUUCUCUUGGGCUAUUGUUAUGGUGAGGAUGUUAAAGAUGUGAAACUUUUGGAGCAAACCUUACCUAAAGAUCGGGUCAUCAUUAGCAUUCCUGGUGAUUACUCGAGGAAGCCACCAAUUGCAGGUAUCACUAGAAACGAGCUUCUGCAAGAGUAUGUUCCGGGGCCUAAACCUGGUCGCUGUAUCGAACUUUUUGCUAGAGAGAUGAAUCCUGGAUGGCUCUCUUGGGGGAACGAACCCCUUCACUUCCAGGAAUCACAAUACUUCAUUCGGACAUAGCCAAUGUAUACUUUCAAUGUAGGCUCUGCAACUCUCCCUCUGCCGGUAUCUUUUCGAGUAAUUUAUCAUUUUCCAAAGUCUUAAGGUGCGGCCACACGCUUUGAUCCUUCGCUAGAUUAUUGUUGAUUGGCAUUAGCCCCUCACUUCCCCAUCUUAACUUGUGAACAGCUCAUUGUAGUGAAGUUUUUACACAGUUUUUUCCUUCACAUCUUUGCAUGUAGUUCUAGUUUCGCACAUGGGUUCUGAUAAAAAAAUUCGGAAUCCAUCUUUUCUCUCUCAUGUUGCUCUCUCUUUCAUGUUGUGACUUAUGGGUUCUAUUGUUUUUCA